Molecule: messenger RNA, 1822 nt
Organism: Vespula vulgaris
Lineage: Eukaryota; Metazoa; Arthropoda; Insecta; Hymenoptera; Vespidae
Gene: PGAP3
Product: post-GPI attachment to proteins factor 3
Exons: 8
Coding region: 148-1119 (323 amino acids)
Biological process (GO): GPI anchor biosynthetic process
Cellular component (GO): endoplasmic reticulum membrane
Molecular function (GO): hydrolase activity, acting on ester bonds
Source: RefSeq, a predicted model, not a curated record
AAAGCUUAUACACUGAUAGACUCAUGACGGACACAAUAUUCGUCGCUUGUACUUGUAGUUCAUAUUUUGUCCGUACCUGUCGCUAAAGUCGCACACUCUUCGAGCGAGAGCCGAUAAAUAAUCCGCCAAUAUAUAAUUCGUGACAUUAUGUCAAAACCGGCAUGGAUAAUUUGUUUGAUUUUUCAAACAUUUUGUGUCAUAAAUGUAAUUGCAUCAACGGGAGAUAGAUCGCAGAUUUACAAUCAGUGUCUUAUGAAACAUCGUAUCAAUCACUGUAAAGAUGAUACUACUUUUAUUAAUCCACCAUCUCUAUUCCUUUCGUUAUUAUCAUGGUCUUGCAUUGAAGAUUGUAGGUACACCUGUAUGUGGCAUACAGUUGAGUAUUUUGUAAAUCAUGGUUUAACAGUGCCACAAUUUUAUGGAAAAUGGCCAUUUAUACGUAUUUUUGGAUGCCAAGAACCAGCUUCCGUUUUGUUUUCAAUAUUUAAUUUUUAUGCUCAUUGGGUAUUGUAUAGGAAAUUUAAAAGAAUAGUAAAUUCAAAAUAUCCUAUGUUCUAUAUUUGGACAUAUUUUAGUUUUAUUUGUUUAAAUGGAUGGUUUUGGUCUACAAUUUUCCAUGCACGUGAUACAGACUUCACUGAAGUAAUGGAUUACUCUUGUGCAUUUGCUAUUGUACUAACAUUGUUAUAUUGUAUGUCAUUAAGAAUAACAUACAAAAGUACCAAAAUUUUUAUUAUACUUACUUGUUGUUAUAUCAGUAUUUUAUAUACACAUCUAACACAUUUAUGGUCUGGAGCAAUUAACUAUGGAUACAAUAUGAAAUUUAAUAUAAUAAUAGGUUUCUUAACUUUUGUAAUAACAAUGUCAUGGUGGUAUCAUGUUAGAUAUGAGAUACCUCAUGCAUAUCUCAUUGGUUGGUUUAAUAUCUUAGCAGUUCUUGUUACUUUAUUAGAAGUGCUUGAUUUUUCACCAAUAUUUUGGAUUUUUGAUGCUCAUUCUUUAUGGCAUGGAUUUACAGCUCCACUUACUAUUUUGCUAUAUAGGUUUAUAACUUUAGAUUGUUUGUAUUUGAAGAUAUAUCACAACAAAACAAUAUUAAAUAUGCAUCAUAUCCAUUGAUUUAAUGUAUCAAAUUUUUUUUUUUUUAAUAAAUUUUUUUUUAUGCAUAAACAUAUAACAAUUACAUUUUCUAUAAAGUGCAAUAUGAAAUAUCAAAAAAAUUAUUUUUUGUCUAACUAUUCAUUCUAUUUUUAACAAAUAAGUACCAGAAUUAGCAUUUGUUUAUAAGCAUGUGUAUUAGCAUUUUACAUGGCAGUUUAACUUAUAUAGGCAGUACCUCCAAGUCUUCACACAUAAUGAGCUUCUACAAUUUAUAUAACAUUAACCCUUUUUACAUCUUCAAUAUAUAAUUAUAUAUCAUGUUUUCUUAGAUCAUCUUUUUGAAGUCAAAAGGAUUAAUGCAUCAUACUAUAAGUGAUGCUUUCAUCAUUUCAUUACUCUCUUUUCUAGUAUACCCUCAUUGUUGAGAAAUCUCUAAGUCAUUCAAGGAAUGUGUUACAACAUGUGUAUUACAUAUGUAACUGGAAUUCAUAAUUAUUUUUCUAUCAAAAUGAUGAUUAAAAAAUAUUGAUAAAUUAUAUAAGAUAAAUUUUGAUCUAUCUACACACCAUUAAUUGUUUAAUAAAUGUAUAAAUACUUAAUUUGUAAGUUCAUGAUUUAUAUGUGCGAGCGUUCAUUGCAUUUUGACGAAUAUGAAAAUAAGUAUCAAUAUUAUAAAAAUUUCAAAAUUGACCUUAUGAAUCUACUUAAUUAAUUAAAAACA